Myripristis murdjan (pinecone soldierfish) is the source of this 3352-nucleotide messenger RNA. RefSeq names its product neurolysin (metallopeptidase M3 family) (gene nln). The transcript is spliced from 13 exons. The record is from RefSeq and is a predicted model, not a curated record. Bases 155 to 2266 code for a protein of 703 amino acids. Gene Ontology annotation, cellular component: mitochondrial intermembrane space. Gene Ontology annotation, biological process: peptide metabolic process; proteolysis. Lineage: Eukaryota; Metazoa; Chordata; Actinopteri; Holocentriformes; Holocentridae. Gene Ontology annotation, molecular function: metalloendopeptidase activity.
CGCGCAUGCGCACUCGCGGCGGAAAUAAGGGGCAUAUUCCCCAUGCAACCCUGCUGAGGCUGAGGCUGUGAGGAGCACCAGUAAGAAGAGCCAGUAAAAAAAAAAACUGUUUUUGCACGAAAAAAAAAACCCCGCAUGAAAUCGAUUUGCCGGCAUGACUUCGUUAAGAAUUAUAGUCUGCAAAACGCUUUGCAGAGUGUCAAAACCUUGCCUGAGAAUGACGCUCCAGAAAAUGUCUUUGGUGCCUGCCAGAGACUGCUCUCAGGUGGGAAACCAAAGCAACACACUACGAUGGGAUCUCUCUCCAGAUGAGAUCAAGGCCAUGACAGACCACCUGAUUAGCAGAAUAAAGAGGGCUUAUGAUGACAUUGGAUCUCUAAAUAUAGAGAAAGUCUCUGUUGAAAACACCCUGAAAGCUUUGGCCGCUGCCAAGUUGGAUUACGCGGCAUCCCGCCAUGCUCUUGAUUUCCCCCAGUAUGUGUCUCCUUGUAAGGAGGUUCGCUUGGCAAGCACAGAGGCCGAUAAAAAACUGUCUGAAUUUGAUGUGGAGAUAAGUAUGAGGGAAGAUGUCUUCAAGAGAAUUAUUGCAUUGCAGGAAAAGCGCCCAGACAACCUUAAUCCUGAAGAAAACAGAUUCCUUGACCGCCUUGUUAUAUUAGGCAAGCGGAAUGGAUUACACCUGUCAAAAGAUGUGCAAGAGGAAAUAAAGAGAACUUCCAAACUCAUCAGUGACCUUUCCAUAGACUUCAACAAGAACCUGAAUGAGGAGAACACUUUUCUUGUGUUUUCUGUGCGUGAAUUGGUCGGCCUGGCAGAUAGCUAUCUGAAUGGGCUAGAGAGGACGGCAGAUGGUCAGUACAAAGUGACGCUGCAGUAUCCGCACUACUACCCCUUGAUGAAGAGGUGUGAGGUGCCCGAGACCAGGAGAAAAAUGGAAACAGCCUUCCACAGCAGGUGCAAAGAGGUAAACACAGCCAUCCUUGAACAGCUGAUAGAGCUGAGGGCAAAAGUUGCGAGCUUAUUGGGUUUCAAUAACCAUGCAAACUAUGUGUUGGAGGUUAACAUGGCCAAGAAUGCAAGCAAUGUGUCUGACUUUCUAGAAAAGUUCUAUGACAAAUUGAAGCCGGUUGGGGAAAAAGAGAGGAAAUAUAUUCUUGCACUAAAGAAGAGGGAGUGCCUGAUGAAAGGCUUCGACUUUGACGGACAGAUCAAUGCCUGGGACAUGCCCUACUACAUGAAUCAGGUGGAGGAGAUCAAGUUUGCUGUGAACAAGGACAAACUCAUUGAGUAUUUCCCACUCGACGUGGUGACCAAAGGACUGCUUGGGAUCUACCAGGACCUGCUGGGUCUCACAUUCACCAAAGUGAAACACGCCCAUGUGUGGCACGAAAAUGUCAGUCUGUAUUCAGUGCUGGACUCUGCAACAGGGGAGGAGAUUGGGCAGUUCUACCUGGACCUGCAUCCAAGAGAAGGAAAGUAUGGACAUGCCGCCUGCUUUGGGCUUCAACCUGGCUGCCUGGGGCCUGAUGGGAAACGCAGGCUUUCCGUGGCAGCCAUGGUGGCCAACUUUACCAAGCCCAGAAAAGGCUGGCCAUCUCUCCUCCAGCACCAUGAAGUGGAGACUUACUUUCACGAGUUUGGUCAUGUUAUGCACGAGCUGUGUUCCAAGACUACAUUUUCAGAAUUCAGCGGGACCCAGGUGGAAACAGACUUUGUGGAAGUGCCCUCUCAGAUGCUGGAGAACUGGGUUUGGGAGAAGGAGCCUCUGAGGAGAAUGUCUGGCCACUACAGGGAUGGCAGCCCAAUCCCAGAUCAACUACUUAAUAAACUCAUUGCUUCCAGAAUAGCCAACACUGGACUGAUGAACCUGCGUCAGAUAGUCCUCAGUAAAGUGGACCAGUCACUUCACACCAGCCCUCAUGCAAAUACAGCAGAGGUGUUUGCAAAGCACUGCCAAGACAUCCUGGGCGUCCCUGCCACUCCAGGAACAAAUAUGACAGCCAGUUUCAGCCAUUUGGCUGGGGGAUAUGAUGGUCAGUACUAUGGCUACCUAUGGAGUGAAGUCUACUCAAUGGACAUUUUUUUCAGUCGUUUUAGAAAGGAAGGCAUUAUGAAUCCAAAGGUUGGAAAUGAGUACAGAAGAGUGAUUCUGGAAGCCGGUGGCUCUGUGGAUGGGAUGGACAUGCUAAAAACUUUUCUUGGACGAGAACCAUGCCAGGAUGCCUUCUUUCAAUGCAAAGGACUGACAGCGCCAGAGGAACUAUAAAUAAUGUUACUUGAUACAGCCAUUUAUACUUUUAAAAAAAGUCCUAAAGUCAUUUUGUUUAAAGCAAGGCAGGCUGAUACCCCCAGUGCUCCAGGUGCUGGUAAAGUCCAAACCAAUUAAAAAUGGGUUUGCUUAAAAUAAGCAUUAGGUUUUUGCCAGUCAUGUAGAUGUACUUACUCUGUUGUGUUAAAAUGUAGGUUUGCACAACAAAAUCAGAGGAAUUAACAUGAGGGAAUUGAAAUCUGAAUCCUGAAGGUGAAAUUGACCAAAACUGUCUUUGAAUAUACUUAUGCCUAAAAGUGACACAAUGUCUGCUCACGGUGGUUUGGUCCUAAAUGUGUAAGUUUAAUUUUGGUUUAAUCAGAAGUACCCUCUGGGUUAAUACUUAAUUUGUUUUGACAGUGUUAUUGCAUUAUUUGGUUACUGUAUUUCAUUUGUGGUGUUUUCAGACACAGAGCAAUCUGCAGGUGGGUGUCUGUGCCAGUAAAAUAAUUGGACAUUCUUGCAGACUGCUUCAGAGCAAGACAAGAAAUAGUGGUACAUUAUGCAGUGCAUUGUGCCAGCUACAGAAAUGUCUGAGAACUGUGAAAUAUGCUGUUAUGUCUGUAUUGGUUUCAGGUAACACUACCCACAUAUUGCCCCAUACUGGAAUAUUUUUUAACAAUUCCUGGAAAAUGCCCCCCUAAGAUGCCAUCAAAUCCAGGGUAUACCCAGCCAAGGUGAUGUGUCAGACUGCUUUGCUGGGGACACUUAGCAGACUUUGAAGAUGUGUCAGUAACAGAGAUUAACUCAGUCACCACUUUCUUUGAAUGUAUGUGGCAGGGCUACAUUCUCACAGUAUUUGGGCCCGCUUGAUUCCAGAAGGGGCAAAAACAAGUAAUUAUUCCACCAGGGGGCGCCGCAGGACAGUAGAAGCCAAGGGCUGUAAGUCCUUUAAAAAAUGAAAAAAAUAUUGAUAGGGGCUAUGCCGGAGAUGACUAUUUUUCUGCUUUAUUGGAAAAACUGCCGGAUUAAUUGCCCGGCAAGACUUUGACUAAAGUGUUGAAAAUACUGCUUAAGAGGAUUACAGGCCUUUUUUUAAUGACC